AUGAACAGAAUGGGAAAUGAGAUUUUUAAGUUAUUUACAAUUGAAAGAAUAAAAACAGUUGAUCAAGAAUAUCAGAUGAUUAGAGAAAAGUCCAUUGAAUCAGAAAAGAAGCUAUUCUCAACACUACAAAAUAUUAUCAAACUCAAAAACAUACUUCAUGAAGCUGCUUUACUUCAAGUUGAGAUUUCUUAUUCAUUAUGUGAAAUGACUUUAAACAAUCUCAAAGCAACACAACUGACUAACUCUAUUUUGAAUGCAUCACAGGAUAUUCUAACUCAACAAAAUCACUUCAAUUCAUUCAUCAAAGACAAUAUAGAAAUCCCUCUCCAUUCAUUUCUUAAUCAAUUCAGAAUGUUAAGUAGACGAGAUUGUGAGUUAGAAGAAAGAAGAAAGAAAAUGGAUAAAAUGAAACAACACCUAGUAAAGAAAAAGAGAAAGAAGUUAGCAUGUUCUUAUUUAAUUUCCAUCACCAAAAAAUAUCAAGAAAGUAAAGAAGAAUAUUUAGAAAUGAGAAACGAAUUAAAGAAUGAUAGAAACAUGCUUCUUAAAACAUUUCCAGAGAUAGCAGAGAGUAUUGGUAAAGGAUUUAUUAGAGAAGGAUGGGGAUGUCUUCUGAUGAAUAGUAGAAUUUGGGAGAGAGUAAGUCAAGGUCUUUGGAAAGAUGAAGAAAAGAGUAUUUUAGAAGUGAGUGAUGUCAUCACCAAUUCAAUCAAAACACGCUCUAUUCAAAACAACAUCACCAGAAAACCAACAAAUGUAUUUCAUGGAAGGGUUGUUUAUAGUUAUAAUCCACAAAAUGAAAGUGAAUUGAAAUUAGAAGAAGGAGAAUGGAUCACAGUAAUUUCUACAGAAGGAGAAUGGUGGGAAGGAGAAAGUAAAGGGAAAAUAGGAAUAUUUCCAUCUCAUUAUGUUGAACGAGAUGUUAAAAUCAACUAA
Entamoeba dispar SAW760 is the source of this 936-nucleotide messenger RNA. Its product is annotated as dab2-interacting protein, putative. The transcript has a single exon. NCBI's taxonomy places the organism in Eukaryota, Evosea, Mastigamoebida, Endamoebidae. Bases 1 to 936 code for a protein of 311 amino acids. Gene Ontology annotation, molecular function: protein binding. The record is from RefSeq and is a predicted model, not a curated record.